This is a messenger RNA of Pistacia vera, 1215 nucleotides long. RefSeq names its product leucine-rich repeat receptor-like protein kinase PEPR2. The transcript is spliced from 6 exons. NCBI's taxonomy places the organism in Eukaryota, Viridiplantae, Streptophyta, Magnoliopsida, Sapindales, Anacardiaceae. The coding region runs from base 1 to 1215 and encodes 404 amino acids. The record is from RefSeq and is a predicted model, not a curated record. Gene Ontology annotation, molecular function: protein binding.
AUGCAUAUACGACAUAAUAUUCAAAAAUCACAUAGGGCUGAAAAUGAAUGGGGUUUUACACUUGAUCUCUUGCAGUUCAUACAGCAUACUCCUCCACCGGAGUCGCACGCCGAGAAUCUAAACUGGAUUUCAGGUCUCACUUCCUUGAAGUACCUUAACUUAGGAUUUGUGAAACUGGAUAGUGCUGGAACUGAUUGGCUGCAAGCAUUAAAUAAACUUUCUGCCCUGGUGGAGCUACGUUUGCAUUGGUGUAAACUUCAGGUUCCACUUUCAUUGCCAUUCAUUAACUUCACUUCACUUUCAGUUCUUGAUUUGUCAGAAAAUUCUUUUAAUUCUGAAAUCCCUGAAUGGUUAUUCAACCUUACAAGCCUUUCCAAGCUGUAUCUCAGAUGGAAUUUCUUUAAUGGUCCCAUUCCUGGUGAGUUUGCAAACCUGAAACUUCUUGAGUUCUUGAUUUGUCUAACAAUUUGGACCUUGGAGGCGAAAUUCCAAGUUUCUUUGGAAACUUUCCAGGCCGAAGAGUUUAGAUCUUUCUGCAAACAAUUGAACGGUGAGAUUCAGGAGUUUUUGGGAGGAAGCUUGUCAUCAUUGAAAACAUUGGACCUCUCCUACAACAGGAUGAAUAGCACGAUUCCGAAAGUUUCGGCCAACUCUCUGAGCGUUUCAUGCCGACCUGAUGAGAAUUCCUGGACAGGAAUCUUAAGCGAAGCACACAUGAUGAAGCUUGGAAGAUUAGAAUAUGUCACAAUCACAACAGAACCACCAGAUCCAGGGAAAGCUGCCACACCAUUUGGAAUUUCCAAAUUUAAGGGCCUUGAUUUGGGUUCUAAUCAUUUUGAGGGCCCUUUCCCGCCUAAUGCCAAGGCUGCAAAAACUGAUCUUUCCUGGAAUCGUCUUGACGGAAAAGUCCCCUCAUCAAUGUGUGAACUAGAAGGUCUGCAAGUUCUUUCCCUUCGGAGCAAUAAGUUGGAUAUUCCCAGGUGUAUUGGAAACCUAUCAGGCUUGGUCUUUGGAAACAACACUGAAGUCUUCGAACGGCUGAUAUAUGUUGUGAUGAAAGGAAGAGAUCCAGAGUACAGAAGCAUUAUUGUGAGUGUCAACACCAUCGACCUUUCGUGGAAUAAUGUAACAGGAAGAAUUCCAGAAGAGAUUGCAAGGCUUUCAGCUCUGAGAAUGUUGAACUUAUCACAUAACUAUCUUUCAGGGCCAUCCUGA